AUGGGAGAUCCUUUGGAGAAGGUUUACAUUUUUUUUGGCUUCAAAGUGCGAGUAAAGCAGGUGCUUGAUGUUUCCGUCCUGAAGAAGAUCGACCAGAAUUCUCUAUAUUUUGUUCCCUGGCCAGCAGGUGUGUCAUCUUUUGAGGAUGAACUUUCAAGGAUUGCGGAAGAACUUCCACUGUCCAUUCGGGUCACCAUUUCUGAUUGGUAUUUUAUUUCCAUCGAAGAAGGCAUCUCUCUGUGGCAAGACUUUCUCCUGUCUCUCAAGCGGAGCCAUGCUAAAAAGAUCCGAAGAUAUUGCAAGAAGCCUCACAAGUUUCACUACACAGUGACGCUCGAAAAGACGCAAAGUCUUGUGCCCAAUGAACUCUUGGCAUGUUACGACUUCCUAUGUCAAACCAUGCGGCACAACGGGGACACACACUUCUACACCAAGGACUCUUUUGUCUCUCACUUGAAUUCGCUGGAAGAGAUUCUGGUUGCGCGCCAUUGUGAUGGACGAAUCUUAGGUUUCUACAGUGGGGCAGUGAUAGGCCAUGACCAUUCACCAUCCUUUCGGAGUUAUGGUGUGUACCACAAUCUCUUCAUCGAGCACGUCAAAUGUGGUCUGCAAGGAGGUGACAAGAUGAUUGACCUUGGGAAUGCUGGAGACUUCUUCAAGCAUGAGCUUGGAGCAAAGGCCUUUCGCUUAGCCUUCUCUCUACGUGGCCCUGGAUCACUUCGGGGUGGACUGGCCUUGACCGCCUGGGCAGCGCAGAGCUGGAUCCAGGUCCUCAGGCUGCAGGAGUGGCCAGUUCUAUUGCAGAUUUUUGUUCUUGGACUGGUGGUGCUUGUUUUGUGGACUCAGAUACAGAGAUGGCUUCCCUUCGUGCGUCUUUGA
Molecule: messenger RNA, 879 nt
Organism: Cladocopium goreaui
Lineage: Eukaryota; Dinophyceae; Suessiales; Symbiodiniaceae
Source: the annotation of a GenBank genome assembly